CGUCAUAUAUCUGAUCAUGGUGUCACUGUUAAUAACUCGUAAAGCUUCUGUCAUACUGUAUAACGAAUCCCACACGCAUGUUCGAUUAUCACCAGAAUUCCCCCUUACUAUGGAGUAUGCAAGUGUGCUGUGGAGAUUGGAAGAAUCUAUUCUACUGAGAAACGUCGUCGUGUCCUCGAUUAUCCUGUCUUUGUUAUUACUGAUCUCUUACCACUUGUGGUAUCUCUACAAUGUCAGCUGUCGAGACCAGUCAUGCAAACUUCCACUUCCGCCUGGCACCAUGGGACUUCCGAUUAUAGGAGAAACGUUAAAUUUAUUACUAAUGGGUGCUCACUUUUACAAGAAACGCAUCAAAUCGUAUGGCAACGUCUUCAAAACGCAUCUCCUUGGCAACCCCACCAUUCGAGUAGUCGGCGCCAAAAACAUCCGCAAGAUCAUAUUGGGAGAAGGCACCCUGGUGACCGGAUACUGGCCGAAAAGCGUGCGCAUGCUCAUGGGAGAAGGCACGAUCACGCACUCUGUCGGAGAAAGCCACCGCACACGUCGCAAGGCCAUCCUGAAGGCGUUUAGCCACGACGCGCUAUCGUCGUACGUCCCGGCCAUACAGCGCAUCGUGAAGACAUACAUCGGGAACUGGUGUCGCCAAGGUUACGUGUUCGGAUUCCCCGAGUGUAAGAGCCUGACGUUCUCUCUCGCCAGUCAGGUGCUCGUGGGCUUCCACCUGACAGAGAACGAGCACAAGGAGCUGGUCCGCGUCUUCCAUCAAUACGUCAACUGCCUCUUCUCUCUGCCGGUUAAUGUCCCGGGGUCGGGACUGUACAGGGGUAUGCACGCAAGACACCGCCUGAUGCAGACGAUAGAGGAGUGCAUCAUGAAGAAGACUUCAUCCAAGGACGACCAGACGUGCGUGGACGUCGUCACACUGAUGAUGGCCAUGGUCGACAACGACGAACUCAGCCAGCAGGAGGUGAAGGACGUCGCCCUGGAGCUGCUGUUCGCAGGUCACGCCACGUGCGCCAGUGCGUCGUCGUCCAUGCUGCUGCAGUUGGCGAAGAACCAGCACGUGGUCGACAGGAUUCUAGAGGAGUUGGGGGAGCACGGACUGGAAGGGGACGAGGACGAAGGAGAGUCUCUGACGUAUGAGGCUAUCGGGAAGCUCAAGUAUCUGUCGCACGUUGUUAAGGAAGUGCUCAGAGUGUCGCCGCCUAUCGGAGCGGGCUUCAGGAAGGCGCUUCAGACGUUUGAAGUCGAUGGUUUCCAGAUUCCAAAAGGCUGGACAGUGGUAUUCAGUAUUCGAGAAACUCAGGAGAACGCAGACUUGUUCAACAACGGCCAACAGUUCGACCCGGACAGAUGGGAGACAAUCAAAGACGAACGUUUUAAUUAUCUCCCUUUUGGCGGAGGGCGUCGCUCGUGUCCCGGACAAGAAUUUGCAAAACUCGUGCUCAAGAUUUUUGCUAUAGAACUUUCAAGAAACUGUACUUGGAAACUGUUGAACGAAUCGGCGCAAAUGCGAUACAUGCCAGUGCCACACCCAGUGGACGGCCUGCCCGUAGAAUUUUCACAGCUUACGACAAAAACAAAUCGAACACGCGCCUCAACGGUGUGAUAUAUAUGGAUGAGCGAUUAAACUCAAUAAGGCGUGAUAUUUUUAGUGUGUCGAAAUAUAUGAAAUGUGAAGAAGCAUAGCAAAGAGUUUUUAGACUGAAUCGUAUGCCAAAGAUAUAAUUUUUAUAUUUCUUUUUCUUGUUAUUGCCUUGAUCAUUUGUUGUUUGGCAUAGUUGCCGACCUCGUGUGCGGCGUUAUGUACACUCGUAUGUCUUAGUUAUCUAUGAUUAUUGGCAGCUAAGAUUAUUAAAGCCGCAGAUACUAGUUUCAACCCGUUAAACUGGACACUACGUUUGGCUAAUCAAACAAGUAAUCAAAUAGAGUGAAACAAUAGUCUGUGACGCUGAAUUAGGGAAAAUAGCAUCUGAAAUAAGACUACAGCUCAUCUCCUUAAUCGUUACUUCUCAGACGUACAUGAGUUCUUAAAAUUAUUU
Messenger RNA from Gigantopelta aegis, 2042 nucleotides. Its product is annotated as cytochrome P450 26A1-like. The transcript has 5 exons. The coding region runs from base 17 to 1609 and encodes 530 amino acids. The record is from RefSeq and is a predicted model, not a curated record. Gene Ontology annotation, biological process: sterol metabolic process. Lineage: Eukaryota; Metazoa; Mollusca; Gastropoda; Neomphalida; Peltospiridae. Gene Ontology annotation, molecular function: monooxygenase activity; iron ion binding; heme binding.